AUGAAGGACAGGCUGGGUUUGAGUGUUUUUGCAUGUCUUUGCUCGCAGCUAGUAGAUCUUGUGGCACGCAUAUUGGCACUUGUUCCCCCUUGGGUCCGUGUUUAUCGUGUGCAAAGAGACAUCCCAAUGCCAUUGGUCACAUCUGGAGUGGAGAAAGGCAACCUGAGGGAGCUCGCCUUGUCACGGAUGGCACAUUUUGGGCUUCGGUGCAGAGAUGUGCGAACAAGGGAGGUUGGGAUACAAGACCUACACCACAAGGUUCGCCCAGAAGAAGUGGAACUGAUACGGCGGGACUAUUGUGCAAAUGGUGGCUGGGAGACAUUCCUGUCAUAUGAGGACCCUCGACAGGAUAUUCUGGUGGGGCUCCUGAGGCUGAGAAAGUGUGCAGGGCACAGCAAGAGUCGGCAGCCGGAGCUUCGAGGAAGGCUGUCUAUCGUUCGUGAGCUGCACGUGUAUGGAACAGCCGUUGCAGUGCAUGCCAGGGACACUGGGAAGUUUCAGCACCAGGGCUAUGGAACCCUCCUAAUGAAGGUAGCGGAGGAAAUUGCGAGGACAGAGCAUGGGUCAGUGAAGAUGGCUGUCAUUUCUGGCGUUGGCACAAGGCACUACUACCGGAAGCUCGGGUACCAUUUGGAAGGGCAUUACAUGGUCAAGAGCUUGAACUAA
This is a messenger RNA of Ostreobium quekettii, 666 nucleotides long. The record is from the annotation of a GenBank genome assembly. NCBI's taxonomy places the organism in Eukaryota, Viridiplantae, Chlorophyta, Ulvophyceae, Bryopsidales, Ostreobiaceae.